Molecule: messenger RNA, 796 nt
Organism: Juglans microcarpa x Juglans regia
Lineage: Eukaryota; Viridiplantae; Streptophyta; Magnoliopsida; Fagales; Juglandaceae
Product: receptor-like serine/threonine-protein kinase At1g78530
Exons: 3
Coding region: 290-679 (129 amino acids)
Biological process (GO): protein phosphorylation
Cellular component (GO): plasma membrane
Molecular function (GO): protein kinase activity
Source: RefSeq, a predicted model, not a curated record
AAAACCUACGAUGAAAAACAGCAUUUUUCCUCCACGCAAGGUUGGAAACUUUUGAUUACCAACUUAUUGCAACAAGGAAAUGCAUACAAUGCUUCCUCUCCAAACAUGUCACUGAAACUACCAUUUUCCAUGACUUUAGAAAUUUUUACGAUCUUAAAAAUGUAACCAUGAAAGUGUGUGGCAUGCAGGUGAAAGAAGAGUACCGAUCUUGACAUGGGAACAGCGGUUGCAGAUAUCUAUUGGAAUUGCAAGGGGUUUAUGGUUUCUGCAUGACAAUCCCUUGCAGAAGAUGGUUCAUGGAGAUAUAAAGUUAACAAACAUAUUACUAAAUGAGAAAGUAGAGCCAAAGAUUUCAGACCCCAUCUUAUCAAACUCCAAGUUACAGAAGACUGAUCACAGCUCAGGAACUUCCGACGAUGUUCUCAAAUAUGGUGUUUUGCUGCUUCAACUUUUGACGGGAAGAAAGUCACAAUCUCUAGUCGAGGAGGCAACAGAUGCAGUAAAGAGAGGAGAAAGUGUAAGUGCCAUGGCAGAUCCCAGCUUACGUGGGGCAAUGUUUGGAUCUGAGUUUCGAAAUCUGUUUUCCAUAGCCGUCUUGUGUACAGUUCCAAAUGAGUGCGAAAGACCAACCAUGAAACAAGUCUUGCAGAGACUCGAAGAAACACAGAUUCUUGCCUGAGCUUUGAACUUCCAGCUGUUUCAAACACUUGUGAAACAGGAUUGUUACAGCUAUCAAUCCCUCAUGUUUUGUGGAGGUGUAACAUCAAUGUGUUUUUCAAGUUUGAAAUCACAUUCC